AUGUUUAGAACACAUUCAUUAGUUUGCUGCACAGCAAGUGCUUUAACAGCCAUUGUUGGUGUUGCUCUUUUAAUCGCUGGGUCCGUUUAUAUUCGGGACACAAGUUCUCUUCGAAGUUCAUGGCAUGAGAUAUAUUCAUUAUCAAUAUAUAGUGUUGUUAUUGGUAUAUUGGCUUUGUUAUUUGCAAUAUGUCUUUUUUAUGUUGUUAGUCGUAAACUUCCGGCAUUAACAAUACUCUUCUCUGUUUUAAUUCUUAUUGUUUUCGUCCUUGCUAUAAUAAAUCUUAUUGUUUUUGCAGUGUGUAUCGGCGAUCUUCAAGAUGAUUCUUACAAAAAGACUGUAGAUCUUUUUCGUAAUUAUUCAAAUUCGGAUUCGGUUGUAAGUUCAAAAGUAUUUUUCGGACAAAUUCAACAAUCAUUUCAAUGUUGUGGUGUCAAAGAAGCAUUAGAUUGGAAAACACAAUUAUCUAAUGGAACAAAUACUCCUGAUACAUGUUGUCGUAUAGUGGUUCCGAAUUGUGGUGAUAAUGCACUCAUUACUAGAGAUAAAAUAUAUUCACGUGGUUGUGCUGAACCAGUUUAUUUUUUUCUACGCAAAAAAUUUUCUGCUCUUCUCAUCAUCGAUACUAUUCUUACAAUAUUAUUAUUCAUUAGUGCUGUAUCUGGAUUUAUUUGUGAACAAUAUAUUCGAGAACAAUAUCAAGUAAUGUGA
Messenger RNA from Rotaria sp. Silwood1, 711 nucleotides. NCBI's taxonomy places the organism in Eukaryota, Metazoa, Rotifera, Eurotatoria, Philodinida, Philodinidae. The record is from the annotation of a GenBank genome assembly.